Molecule: messenger RNA, 894 nt
Organism: Myxocyprinus asiaticus (Chinese sucker)
Lineage: Eukaryota; Metazoa; Chordata; Actinopteri; Cypriniformes; Catostomidae
Product: protein-lysine methyltransferase METTL21E-like
Exons: 4
Coding region: 68-790 (240 amino acids)
Biological process (GO): peptidyl-lysine methylation
Cellular component (GO): cytosol; cytoplasm
Molecular function (GO): protein-lysine N-methyltransferase activity
Source: RefSeq, a predicted model, not a curated record
GAGACCAAUAAGGGGGAAUAGACGACAGCAGUUUGAAAUUGGACUUAUAAGGAAUAAACGUUAUCAGAUGCAAGAACCAGAAAUGGACCAGGAUGAAAACAAUAUCCAGGAAGUCAGCCCAGAUAGUGAACUGGCAGCAGCAAUUAUGAAGAGGCAAUUUCGCCCGUCUCUCAUUAAAACAGAAGCGUGGGAAGGGUACAUCUUCGCUGACAUGGAGAUUAAAAUUAAAGAGUCAACAGACUGCUAUGGUGCCGUACUGUGGCCCUCGGCAAUGGUGUUGUGUCAUUUCCUCGACACUCACCGUGAUGAAUAUAACCUCAUGGAUAAGAACAUUAUUGAACUAGGAGCCGGGACGGGUCUUGUUACUAUAGUAACCAGCCUUCUAGGAGCAAAAGUGACAUCCACAGACCUGCCAGAUGUUCUGAGUAACCUGAGACACAAUGUGAACCGUAACACCAGGGGGCGCUGUCGCCAUCAGCCACAGGUGACUGAACUCAGUUGGGGCAAACAGCUGGAGGAAAGCUUCCCACAUGUGUCCUGUCGGUACGAUUACAUCAUUGCAGCGGAUGUUGUGUACGGCCAUCCUUACCUCAACGAACUCCUGGACACCUUCUUGUACCUCUGCUCCGACAACACCGUGAUCUUAUGGGCCAUGAGGUUCCGUCUGGACCCAGAGAACAGCUUUGUGGACACAUUUGAGAAACAUUUUUGCCUGCAAGAACUCUACGAUCUGCCCAGUCUGCAUAUAAAGCUGUACAGCGCACGCAAACGGCGCAAAGACACAACAUAGAGUGCAUUUGAAACUAGAAUUGGACUGUUUACAUUUUUAAAGCAUGGCCGGUACUAAGAUGCAACAUUUGGGGGGGCAUUUUUAACUUAAGGGUGGGCUCAUGG